AUGGCAGCAGUCACAGCAGGUAGUGUCCGUGGUCUUUUACUCUCGCUGCUUCUCGCUUCAUCACAAAGCUACACGGCAGUUGGAUUUUCCAUUCCAGCAGUGGCUCCUUCUACCAAUUAUUGGUUGACAACAAGUAGUUCACACUCCACACAAUGUCAUGUACCAUCAUCAAAAUCACCGUCAUCAUGGAGACUCUUCUCCUCUGUACAGAGCCAUACUACAAGUACAAGUGCAGCAACAGACGAAAACACGGUCGUUCCAGCAGAGCCACAAGCAGCAGCACUCCCAGCAAAGAGACAAAAGGCCCCUUCGCAAAAAAGACAGAUGCGAUGGAUCCUCGAGAGCGUGGAAAAAUUAGUGGCUGCUUCUCAACCACCACAACAACAACAAGAGGAUGCGGAUCAGCUGCAAAAGCUGCUGAAUGCCUUGAAAUCGCUGGUGCAUUCCCGCACCACACAACACGUCAUUCAAGCGGGACGGCAAAUCGAACAGAGUGUCCGCCAAAUAAUGAUCAACAACAAUGACAAUGACAGCAAGAUACCCAUACUGGAACGAGUCGUCAAGGCCACUGCCAUGACGGGACUCUUGUCUAUUUCACUCAAUAUUACAACGCACUUGAUGCAAGAUUGCAAUCACACUCCUUCCACCAUUUGCCAAGAAGCCAUUUGUCAGGGACUGCGCAAAAUUGGAAGAGUCAACCAGAUGGAACAAUUUCUACUCCAAGUAGUACAAACAUCAUCUGCGCAGGUCGCCACCACCACAAGUACACCAGUCAGUCCAUUUGCCUACAAUCUAUUCCUGGCAGCACUCUGUGAUCCCAUUGUGGAUACCACCACGGAUCGAACUUUUUGGGCGCCCGUGGACUCGGUUGAAUAUUUGCAACGAGCCCGGAAAUGGUUGGACCACUCUCCCGCACUACUGCGCAUUCUUCCACCACCGGAUUCCACUUCGUAUGCCACCGUUCUCAAUGCGGCUGCCGAAAUGGGAAACCGGACUCUGGCAGAUCAAGUCUGGAACAUGGCACAACAGCAACCACAAAAACAACACUUCAGUACACAGCUCGUCAAUGCCCGCCUCAAGAGUUUGCAACAAGAUGAUGAGGCUGCCUUGCAACUCUACGAAACAUGGAUCCAAACGAAUGAUAAAAACAACGACUAUUACCACGAUUCUACAGUGCAAAAGACAAUCAUCCAGCCAGAUGGGUACACGGUGGAUUUCUUGCUCUUGCCAUUACUACGGGCCGGAAGAAUUGGAGAUGUCGAACAGAUUCUGGACCAAUUCAUCAAUUAUCAGUCAGAAACCGUUGUCGCCGACGCAUUUCAAGCAUUUCUUUGGACUCUGGUUGACAAGGGAAACGAUGUCGCCGCGGCCAAGGCCAUCUUUGACAUGUACGUGGGACCAGCAUUGGAGCCCGUCAUUUCACAUGCCAGUCUCGUGCGAUUGCUGCGGCCUCGAACACGUUACUUUACCAUUCUGCUAGAAGGAUACAAACGGAAGCUAUUGGCGGCGAAAACAGCUGCAGCAGCGGCGGCCAGUGUGGAAAAGGACAGCAAGCAACCAUCAUCCGAGGACAAGAGCUCGUCCGACGACAAUGCGUCCAUGAUGAUGCAAUCGGAACAGCAAUCUGCCACCACCACCAUGACACCAGCUUUGCUGGCAGAAGAAGCAUGGAAACUCUACAAUCUCAUGAGGAACUCUCCACUGCCAUAUAUACAACCAGAUGAAUUCACCAUUAGCACCAUGAUGAGUAUCUGCCAGACAUCAUCCGAACUUACCGAACUCUUGAAAGAUUCCCAAGGACGAGUCCAAAUGAAGGGGGCAGUACUACGGGCGGCCAUUACUGCUUUUGGGCAAGUCGGCGACCCAUCAAGUGCCUGUGUUUUGUUUGCUCACCAUGUCCCACCCGAACUACAAUCAGCCUCCCCACGCUACUGGAAUGUCUUGUUGGGAGCCAUUGCCAAAGACGAAAGUGGUGCAGCGUUGGAUCUCGCCAACGCCAGUAUUGGCACAAUCUUGUCGAGACAAAAAUCUUUAGCAAGCACCAACCAGCAACUGUUAAUGCAAUUGGACGGUCUGAACUCAAUUCAAGCCGCCAAGGCCAUUGUCACUGAAUACGUCCGAGAACCAAACUCGCAAACGUUUGCGUUAUACGCCCAGGUAGCUGCGUCCCACGACGACAACAAUUCCAACUUGGCAAUUGAAAUAUUCCGAAAUGCCACUUCCGCCGGGAUCCCCGCCGAUGGACGCUUUGUCAACGCAGUCCUGCGGUGUUUCGGAGCUGAUAUUGAUGACGCCGUGAAUGCAUGGAAGCAGGAAAUCCGAAGUGCCUGCUUGGCGCAUGAGAAUCGGGCCCGAUCCAAGCCGGUGUCGGCAGCUCGUACCAAGGGCAAGAACCUCGUCGCAGCCUACCAUGGACUCAUCUAUGUCGCCGGAAGAGCCUUGUGUCCAGAUGUUGCCUUGAGGUUGGUCUAUGCCAUGGGUAAAGAAGGGCUUCCUGUGGAUGAAACUGCGUUGAAUUGCUACAAAUCUGGUAAGCGGCGAGCGAGAGCAAAACGUGACAUGAAGUCUGAGCAGAAGAACGGAGUACGACAACGACUAAGGAAGCUGCUCAAUAUGGUUGACGCCUACGAAUCUCUGCUUUUUGUAGAGUGCGUCAAAUAUGACCAGCGGGACAAGAGGAGAUCCGGUGACAAGAAGAUUCGAAUCAUUAUUUAG
Messenger RNA from Seminavis robusta, 2715 nucleotides. The record is from the annotation of a GenBank genome assembly. NCBI's taxonomy places the organism in Eukaryota, Bacillariophyta, Bacillariophyceae, Naviculales, Naviculaceae.